AUGGCUACUGAUGACUCUACCAAGACAGAUGAAAAUACAACUCAAAGGAGAUGGAUUGUCUUUAUGAUUGGUAUGACCAUGCUUCAGGUCAUUCUCUUGGCCCUGACUGCUUGUGCUUAUGCCAUUAACAGGCUCAAACUGCCAUAUGGUAGCUCUCUCGGUAUGUUUGACAUGACUGGAAACUCCAUUAAACUUGCCAACACCGUUGGAAUAGGAGUCAUCUUCCUUAUUGCAAUCGCCUAUCCUGGUCACAUGAAUUAUAUGAAUCUCAUGUCAACUGUCAUAUGGGUUCUGUUUACAGUGGAUUUAACCUUACUUAUUGUCUUUGCAGUUGGAAGCGAACCAAAAAAUUCCGUUCUCUACUAUUCAAUUCUCGUCCUAUCGGCUCUAAUUUAUGGCUUCAGUCAAAUCUCAUGUAUUAAAACAUAUGUUGAUGAUGUUCCUUAUGUCAUUGUUGGCAUGUCCAUGAUAUCAAUCUCUGUCUUCUUUUAUCACAUUUUAUUUCUCAUCGUAUCAAGCAUAAUCACUAUUCUUGACAUAAACUACUGGAUUGUCGUAGGACAAAUGGUCUACGUUGUCUUAAUGGCAGGAUCGUCAGCAAUACUCUGGACAUUCACCGGGAAAUAG
Theileria equi strain WA is the source of this 627-nucleotide messenger RNA. RefSeq lists its product as hypothetical. Lineage: Eukaryota; Apicomplexa; Aconoidasida; Piroplasmida; Theileriidae. The transcript has a single exon. Bases 1 to 627 code for a protein of 208 amino acids. The record is from RefSeq and is a predicted model, not a curated record.